GGAGGGGUUGGCCAAGUUCUAGAGGACGGCGCGAGGAGAAACGCAGGCGAUGGAGGAGAGAAGUGCAGCUACCGUGCGUGUGAUACCAUCAUCCUUGCUGGUCCUAUACAUGUAUCAUAGACUCGACUGAAAGGUUAUAGAAGCUUGAAGCCAUCGAGAGAUUGCGUGCCGAACGGUUUGAAUUAUGGCUUCGUGGUAAUGGUUCGUGAUGAAUGAAGGUGCGCUCUGGACGUGCUUUUCCUGGUCAUCUGCCUUCAAGCGAACCCUGCUCGGCAAGUCAAACGCUUCAGCACUCGGAAUUAACCGAACUGGGUCACUUCCACUCUUCGCUUGCGCAUUUGCGCAGGCGGACAUCCUUGUGCGGAGAAUUCAAAGCGGAAUCCAGGCGCGUUCAGCCCCUGGAUUGUGCCAAACGAAGCGCCUUCCUCGCGAUCUUUCGAGAUCCUUCACGAAACUUCGUCCACUAGCCAACACGCGCUGCGCCUGCAGGCAAUUCAGCUCUUCCGAGGCGUCGCGGGCGACUGGUGAGGUCAGCCGCGGGGCUGAGUCGGUGCGCGCCACCCUAACUUCACUGAUUCAUCCGCGCACCUGACGCGCUUGCGCGUACGUCGUACGACGCCUCGUUGAGCAUGCAGCCGACGAGGCCGAUGACUCGGGCGUCGUGCAGGUCGUCAGCGUCAGCCGCGACGACCUGCACGAGCUCGGCGCAUCAGUCAGCGGUCACGAG
Molecule: messenger RNA, 727 nt
Organism: Schizophyllum commune H4-8
Lineage: Eukaryota; Fungi; Basidiomycota; Agaricomycetes; Agaricales; Schizophyllaceae
Exons: 1
Coding region: 209-592 (127 amino acids)
Source: RefSeq, a predicted model, not a curated record